CUUUCUCGUCGCCGACUCUAUGUAAAUUGAGUCUAUCAAGAAUAAGUCGGCAAACAAGCUUCUUCGGCGCCGACUCCGACUUCGUCAUAUAUUUAGUUAUCUCUAUUCCCUCGUGCUUGCCUUCCCAGGGGCAUUUUCGGUAUUUUAUCAGGUAAGAUUUCCUACGUGGGGAGUGAAACAUACCGCGGAAAAAUUUUCGAGAGCCCGAUGGACGCUCUUCUCCUUCCUCCCAGAGUUCCAUGGUGCAUGCCUUGAGAAUAUGGAGCACGAAUCCUCGCCUCUCUUUCCCUUCAAUGAUGCCUCGUCGUCUUCUUCGAUUCAUCUCAACUGCUGCUACCCUACCCAUAUAUCGGCACCCCGUACUAGACGUCUCCAGCUACAACGCCAGGAUACAGGAGCUCGCUCGGCUCGGUCAUGUCGACGAAGCGCGCCGCGUUUUCGACGGAAUGGCUCGCCGGAGCACCGUGAGUUGGAACUCCAUGAUCUUUGGCUACUGCCACAACGGCAUGGUCGAGGAGGCGCGCUCUCUGUUCGACGCCUUCGCGGGCAAAAACACUCGGACGUGGACCAUCUUGGUCUCGGGAUACGCCAAGACCGGGCGCUUGGGCGAGGCCCGCUUCCUCUUCGACUCGAUGCCGGAGCGGAACACCGUUUCCUGGAAUGCGAUGAUCAGUGGGUACGUUCAGAACGGAGACAUCAAAGUGGCUCGGAAGUUGUUCGACGAAAUGCCUGAGAAGAACGUCACAUCGUGGAACUCGAUGAUCACCGGGUAUUGCCAUUCCCAUCAGAUGGACGAGGCGCAAAGCCUAUUCGAACGGAUGCCUGAGAGGAACUUCGUGUCCUGCACUGUGAUGAUAUCUGGGUAUGUGCAGAUUGAUGAACACGCGAGGGCUUGGGAGGUUUUCCAUAAAAUGCUUUGUGAAGGGGUGAGACCUGACCAGGCCAGCUUCGCAGCUGCUGUUUCAGCAGUGAUGGGUCUCCGCAACCUCAAACUGCUGGAGAACCUUCGCACGUUGGCGAUCAAGACGGGCUUUGAGGUGGAUGUAGUUGUGGGAACGGCAAUUCUUAAUGUGUACACACGAAAAAGUAAUGAGUUGGUCACAGCAAUGAGGUUUUUUGAGGGUAUGACGGAGAGGAAUGAGUACACAUGGUCAACAAUGAUUGCUGCACUCUCACAGGUUGGGCGGCUGGAUGAUGCUUUGUCCAUCUAUGAGAGAGAUCCCACAAAGUCUAUUGCCUGUCGGACUGCAUUGUUGACAGGCUUUGCGCAGAAUGGCAGGAUUCACGAAGCACGUCACCUAUUUGAACAAAUUCCUGCACCAAAUGCGGUAUCUUGGAAUGCCAUGAUUGCUGGGUAUGCACGGAACAGCAUGCUUGAUGAAGCUAAAGAACUAUUCAAUCUAAUGCCUUCCAGGAAUACAAUCUCGUGGGCGGCAAUGAUUUCUGGUUGCGCACAAAACGGAAGGAAUGAAGAAGCUUUGGAACUGCUGCAGGAACUUCAUAGGGCUGGCAUGUUGCCUAGCCUUUCCAGUUUUACCAGUUGUUUCUUUGCUUGUGCUAACAUGGGAGCUCUUGAGGUUGGAAAGCAAUUACACUCGCUAGCAAUAAAGGCGGGGUCUCAGUUAAAUACCUAUGUGUGCAAUGCCGUCAUUACUAUGUAUGCCAAAUGUAAUAACAUGGAAUAUGUAGAUCAAGUGUUCAGCCGGAUGAAAGUAAGGGACACAGUAUCUUGGAACUCUUUGAUAGCUGCUUUCGCGCACAAUUACAUGUUAGAGGAUGCCAGAAAUGCUUUUGAUAAAAUGCCUGAUAGAGAUAUCGUUUCUUGGACUGCGAUAAUCUCUGCAUACGUGCAGGCCGAGCAUGGGCACGAAGCGCUAGAACUUUUCAUCAGAAUGAUGAGCGAAGGAAUUGUACCAAAUUCGUCAACGAUAACCAGUAUUCUUAGCACCUGUGGUAUGCAAGGUGCUGCAAAGCUUGGAAGGCAAAUCCACACCCUUGCAAUUAAGCUGGGUCAAGAUCUGCAACUUUUUGUGGGUAAUGCUUUAAUUACAAUGUACUUUAAAUGCGGUUGUGUAGAAUCUCUUCAGGUGUUUGAUUACAUGGAGGAGCGUGACAUUGUUACAUGGAAUUCCGUCAUCGCUGGUUGUGCCCAGCACGGCUUUGGUAGAGAAGCCAUUGAGGUUUUUGAGCUGAUGAAAUCUGAAGGAGAAGUCCCAAAUCAAGUCACUUUUGUUGGUCUCUUAUGUGCGUGCAGCCACGCUGGGUUGGUGGACAAAGGAUGGCACUAUUUCAAGUCUAUGAGCCAAGAUUAUGGGCUCAUGCCGCUUGAGGGGCAUUAUGCGUGCAUGGUUGACCUUCUUGGUAGGGCCGGCCACUUAUACGAAGCCGAAGCAUUUAUAGAGAAUAUGCCUAUUGAACCAGAUUCCGUAGUUUGGGGCGCACUUCUUGGUGCAUGUAGAAUUCAUCGGAAUGCAGAAGUCGGUAGACGGGUUGCAGAAAGGCUUUUCGAAAUGGAGCCAGAUAAUUCCGGCAAUUAUGUGCUGCUCUCAAACAUAUUUUCUUCUCUUGGGAUGUGGGAUGAGGUUGAAGAAGUGAGAAAGUUGAUGAGGCGUCGCGCAGUAACAAAAGAGCCAGGCUGCAGCUGGAUGCAGAUAAAGAAUAAAAUACACUCAUUUGUUACAGGGGAUAAGCAGCACGAACUAAGUGAAGAGAUAUAUGCUACUCUCAAGGAGCUGUAUGGUAGAUUGAGAGCUACGGGUUAUGUUCCUGAUACAAGUUAUGUUCUCCAUGAUGUGGAUGAGGAGCAGAAGGAGAACACUCUUCUAUGCCACAGUGAAAAGCUUGCCGUUGCUUAUGGCCUUUUAGCUACACCCGAAGGGACGCCUAUUCAGAUUAUGAAGAACCUCAGAAUAUGCGGUGAUUGCCACACUUUCAUCAAGUUCGUAUCAAAGGCUGCUGAGAGAGAAAUUGAUGUUAGGGAUGGUAACAGAUUUCACCAUUUUAGAGGCGGGAAAUGUUCUUGCGGGGACUAUUGGUGAUUCGAAAAGUUGCUCAACUAUGAGCUU
Molecule: messenger RNA, 3065 nt
Organism: Ananas comosus (pineapple)
Lineage: Eukaryota; Viridiplantae; Streptophyta; Magnoliopsida; Poales; Bromeliaceae
Product: pentatricopeptide repeat-containing protein At4g02750-like
Exons: 1
Coding region: 240-3038 (932 amino acids)
Biological process (GO): RNA modification
Molecular function (GO): zinc ion binding; RNA binding; protein binding
Source: RefSeq, a predicted model, not a curated record